Messenger RNA from Clonostachys rhizophaga, 972 nucleotides. The record is from the annotation of a GenBank genome assembly. NCBI's taxonomy places the organism in Eukaryota, Fungi, Ascomycota, Sordariomycetes, Hypocreales, Bionectriaceae.
AUGUCAAGCGGACAGCAGUGCUGCGAUGGGAAUAUUUGUGAAACGACGACAACGACGACAGCAGUAACAUCAACAAAGACAUCAGGAACGACGUCGGGGACGAUUUCUGCUCCCUCAUCUACCAUAAACACCUCAGAAUCGGCUACUAGUACCCGGUCAUCAUUGGGCUCUACAUCAUACAGCACAUCCGGACGACCAACUACGACUGGGGGAACUGCUCCCACCUCUCUUCCCACGGACAGCACCUCGGACAGCAUCUCGGACAUCAUCCGGACCGCCAUCCCUACCUCGGCACAGACCGAGCCCACCGCGCUCUGCUUUCUAACUGCUACCGGAGAUUCGGUGUACACCACACCUGAUUGGUAUACGGCAUUGCCCAGCGAGCUCCAGAGCUAUUACUCUUCAGUCAAUGCCGGCGCAUCCCUUUCAAGCUACUGCACCGCGGCGCCUACUUCCCCAGGUGGUUCCCACGGGGCGCCAGGCUCCUCUCUAUCCAAAGGUGGGAAAGUAGGCGUGGCGGUCGCCGUCGCUCUGGGUGUUCUCAUAUUCCUCGCCGCGAAGACGGGCCUGGUGGCUAGAUGGUGUGCCUUGUGCGGCGUAGGCGCGGCUGCGGCUGAGGAACGAAGCACGCCUGUGAUACCUACCGCGAGCAGGCUGGGCUCAGAAAUGCUCCGUAUGGGCGGUUCUGGUCGCUACCGGACAGGAGUGUCUGAAAUAAUAUCUGGGGACGGCCGCAAUUUGAUGAGGGGCGGCGCAGGAGGAAGCGUGCCGCCCUCGCCGCCGGUGCGCGAUCCCCCGGCGGUGCCCACUGCCGUGACAUAUGUGUCAAAAAGCGAUGAGGAGGUGAAAGGGGUAGAAUCGCAUCAUGCCAGCAUCAUGACGGUGUCGUCAUUAGAAAGCGACUCGGCCCAUGAGCUUGCCGUCAUGCCGUCGCCUCCAUCAGAUACGAGGUCCGGUAAAGAAAAGGCGUAA